CGCGCCGGAAAAGGCAGAGCAUCGGGAAAAAAGGAGGCGUUUCCAUCUAAACAACACUGCACAAUCAGCUGCAAAUUUAUGCAGAGCAGUGAAAUCUGUGCUGCUGCUCCUGCUACUGCUGUUGUCCUGCAAAAGAAGAGCAAGGGGAAAAAAGAGGCAGCACCACCGGGCACAGCGCAUACCAACCGUCCGGGAGUCCGCUGAGUCCGCUGCGGGGAGCCGGAGCAGGAGCGAGGAACCCGGAGCAGUGACGGUUGUCCAGUAGUAUCCUGUGCUCAUCUGCAGCCAUGGAGGCGGAUGGAGAGCAGAAGCAGCAGGGAGCCUCGACCAAUGGGAGUGCAGCGUCUGGGGCAAGCUCCCGCCCCUCGCCAAUGAAUUCCAUGUCUGCGUAUGAAAGGCAGGCGGUUCAGGCCCUGCAGGCAUUGCAGAGACAGCCUAAUGCAGCUCAGUACUUUCAGCAAUUGAUGCUGCAGCAACAAAUCAACAGUGCCCAGUUGCAGAAUUUGGCUGCUGUGCAACAAGUCAAGGCAACUCUGGCUGCCAGUCGUCAGUCAAGUCCGUCCAGCAGCUCUUCUCAGACCACCAGCACUACAGUAGCCAGUGUAACAUCUGGAGCAGGUUCCACAACCAGCAGCCGUCCUUUAGGUGCCUCAGCGACGUCCACCAUCAGUCAGUCCGUGCUGCUCAGCGGCGCAACAGGCGGUCAGGGACAAAUGUACCUGAGGGUCAACCGCUCCCUGAGACCGCCCAUGUCCCCCCAGCUCAUAUUCAUGCCUGGCAGCACAACGACCGCUGCUGUGGCGACCGUCGCCCAGCAGUCUCAGAGUCAACAGCAACAGGAAGUCACUCUAGCCUCCUCCUCCUCCAGCAGCCAGUCGGAUAAUGACCAGGCGCAGAACCUUGCCAUCAGAGGUGUGUCGAGUCCCAAAGGUGUGGGUGUUAAAACCGAAGCCCCAGACAGGACUGAUUCAGCUUCCUACUCGCUGGUCCAGCCGUCCCACCCAUCAACCCCCCAGUCCCCAACUAAACCCAACCCACAGCCACCUCACAUCAAGAUCCCUACCUACCCCCAGCCUACGAACCUUAAAGCACACCCCGUCUCUUCGUCCGGUGCCUCCUCCUCUUCCUCAUCCUCCACCUCCUCCAUCCCUCUCUCCCAGCUCCUGCUUCAUGGAACUCGAACACUAACAACAGGGACCACAGGGACCACAGCGGCACACGCACUGGUCCUGACAUCCAAUGCCACAUCACAGGCCCAUGGCUACCCAGUUGGCACGGCGACCAUCAAACCUGCAGUCAACGCUCAGACUCUGGUAGUGCAACCUUUGCAGAAAACGUCACUCGGCACGGAGAAAUCGGGGCACUCUAACGGGCCCAUUCCCAUCCAACCGAAGACUUUUCAGGGUCUCCGCGUUCCCCUUCAGCUUCCCUCCAGAAACCCCCCUCCCAUCUUGCCUGCCCCCCCACCUGCUAGCAGUUCCAACCAUUCGUCCCAGCCUCCUCACAUCCCGGUCCAAAUCGUGGGGGCGAGGCAGAGCACGCUGGGGGGAACCCAGGCUCUCGCUCUGGCCCGUGGCAGCUGCAGCCAGGAAGGAGCGGCUGUGCUCAGCAGCUCGUCCAGCCUGCUCACCAUGGUGGCCUCCAUCGCCUCUAGGGAAGGUGGGGUUAUGGGCAGAGGGGUGGGGCUAAAGACUCUCCUGACUCCCCAGGAGUCAGCUCCACCAGCCCAGGCUCCUCAAGUUCAUCCCCAGACCAAUCAAAGCUCUGCACAGAAUCAGAAUGGACCUGCAUCUCAGAGCUCCGCCUCCUCUCAGUCACCAAGCAUUACAGCUCCUCCAUCGCAGUCUCGCUCCACGCACUCCCUCCCACAGGUGACUGAAGAGCAGAGAAGAGCUGGGGUAACAACCAAUGGAGACUCAUCAGGCGGCCAGACUCCACAGGGAAAGCAGGUGAAUGCCUCCCUAAAAAGAAAAUCAGACUCUGGUUCAGCAAAUGAUGAAGGCGGUCCGUCUCCUCCACGACUCCAGCCAGUCAGAGAACACACCUCUGCAGCCCCAGGCAACCCUAUCAGUGCAGGUUCUGCUUCUCCUCCUCCUGUCUCCUCCUCUCCCACCCCGAUCCUGUCUGUGUCUCGGGGGGCUUGCAGUCAGGUGGAGCGGGUGUCCCCACCUCAGGCUGUAGUUAAGCCACAAGUUCUCACUCACCUAAUCGAAGGCUUCGUUAUCCAGGAGGGAGCAGAACCGUUCCCAAUUUGUGGUCCAGCAAAGGACUCGGCUGGAGAGGAUCUAACAGAUGAUAGUCCAGACACUAACCAAUCAGAAACGGUCACUACGGCAACAGUGCUGAAGUGUGAGUACUGCAAAAACUUUGCUCCUGCCAGCCAGUUCAGAGGCACCAAAAGGUUCUGCUCCAUGUCUUGCGCCAAGAGUAUGUAUUGGUUCCCCAGGUACAACGUCAGCUUCAGGCAGAACUUUGGGAUGCGACACAGUCACAGCCAGCGUCAGGAUCAUGACUCUUUGGACCAGGACCAGGACCAGGGCCAGGGUCACUUCUCUAACUCGGAUGAGGAAGGAGGGAUUGCAAGGCGGAGGGUUCCUCGUAGGACUAGCUCAGAAAUAGCCAGUGCAAAGAUUGCAGGAAGACCAGUACCUGCAAAGUGCCGCUCAGAGUCCAGCCAUUCAGACGAGGAGUCCAGUGGACAGGAGGAUGAAGAAGACGCCAUGUCUCUGUCACCUGCUUCUUCGGCUUCCUGCCAUCAGCCGCCUCCGCCAGCUGCAAACGAGACCUCAGCACCCAACUGCCUGCCUACUAGCCCCGCCCAGUGGACAGUGGAGGAAGUGUCGCAGUUCAUUUCUUCGCUACAAGGCUGCGAGGAGCUCGCUUCCCAGUUCUUGUCACAGGAAAUUGACGGACAGGCUUUGCUCCUGCUGAAGGAGGAGCAUCUCAUGUCCACCAUGAACAUCAAAUUGGGCCCAGCCCUGAAGAUCUGUGCUCACAUCAACAAUCUGAGGGAUUAACGGUCGAGAUCCUGGACCAGGAUCAGACAUGGAGCUGUUGAAAGGGGGAAUGGAGGACCUCCAGGUGAAUGUAAACGAGGUUCAUUAAGAUUUCAAAACAGACUCUCCACUUGAACUGAGUGCUUCAGAAUUGAAGCUUGUUGUCGGAUUUCUCUCAUAUUUGCAAAGAUUGAAAGGAAUUUCUGCUUGGUAAUUUAUCUAAAAACUGUGUUGGAUGAAGAUUUUUGGUGAAGGUAAUGAUUGCUGCCCAAAAUCGCUCCAUGCAACACAUAAAUGAAGAUAUUAUUUUCUUAUUGUUUUGCACUUCAAAAACAAAUGGCUGAAACAUUUUUUUUCCAACAUGUAGGAAAAUAACUCCUCUUUUUGAAAGGUGGGGCUGUCAUAUUUCAUGUAUUUGUGAAAUUGAGUUUUUCUAGAUCAUGUUGAUUUAUUUGUCAAAUUAAAAAUGGUUGCAGAGACAGCUAUUGUUAAUUUGGAAGGAAGCUCUGAACUCUAAAAUAGCUCCUUGUGGGUUUUUGUGUGGAAAAAUGUUUAUUUGGAACAAUGUCUUUUGAGGAAAAAUUAUCAAGCUGAAAAGUGUUUAUAUACUGAGCUGUUACUCAGUAGGAAUAACCAUCAUCAUGUAUAAAUGCUGGCCUUUUUUUAAUUGGUUCCCUCUAGAUAACAGGGUACAGAGAGAGAACAGGGUACGAAAUGCUGACAUGCCAGACAAGACUCCAAAUGAAACCCAAAAUGCUCACAGUCCUGGGAGUAUAUGACAUGUAGAGAAGACUUGAACAUCCCAGUGGUUUAUUUUACAUUUCUAUUUAAAUAAAAAUAUUUUUAAUCUUAGAAUUUCAACACCUUAAAGUGAUUUUUUUUUUUUCCUUUUUGACAAACUUAGGUUUUGGUUUAGAGUUACUAGCUGACAUAACACACUAAUUCAAAAGGGUCAUUUCUAUUAUUAUUUGUUGCAUCUGGACCCUGUGGACCUGUGCGUUGUUAACACAGAGUCUUGUUAAACAGAACAAUGAAACUUCUCAUAGAACAGACGUUUCAACUUUACAAACUCUACUUUUGCAGAAGGAUGAACCAGUACAGAUUUACCAAAACAAAGUGUUAAAAAUGUCAGAGUUGAUUUAACUUGCCAAAAAUUAAAAAAUAUAUAUAUAUGAAUGAUUGUUCUUUGCCACAACUCUAGAUCAGAAACCAACCUUAGCAUAAUCUUGAUACAUGAUUUUUUUUUUUUUUUUAAAUACAGAAAAUAAAACCCAACUUGUUAUUUUUUUAAAACUCAAAAGUCCAGGAAAAUUCCUAAGAUUUGAGUUUGGAAAAGCAUUGAAGUCUGAAAUGAAAAACGUGCAAAAAAAGCUGAAUUUUUCACUUCGUCUCAUUAAGCUUUAUUUAGAGAGACCUACUGUUUUUUGAUCAUUAUUAUUUAAACUGUGUAAACAGAAGCUCGUAGGAAAUUCUGUCUGAAAUGUGAAAUAAAAGUGAGCAGCAAACAAUGCUAAAUGCCAGCUAGUAAGUUAUCUUUAAGCUGAGUUGUUGUGAACCAUCUUGAGGAAAUGGGAAAUGUGGACCUACAUUUGUCACGGACUAGCAAACCAUUACAUCAGACUGAAUGACUGUGUGAAUAAGAAAACCUUAAGCUAUACUGUAGUAAGUGUAAAAAAUUGCCUUUAUAUUUAAUUGCACAUUUGUUUGCUCGACUUUUUAGUUUGAGCCUUUUUUUAUGUCUAAGUUUUCUCAUGUUCUAUUGUGGCCUUUCUUACUAGUCUCUACACUAGAUUUAGACGGGAUUUUUCAUAUCAUUCCUUCUUUUCUACAAACACCCUUAAUUUUUAAAAGCUUCUUUUUUCAAGCAAUGACAUCCAUUGCUUUUUCCCAAAGCGUGACUGAAAUAGUAGCUACCUUCAUCAAGGAAACUUCUUUGUCUUCCUCAUACCUUUGUCAUAUAUUGUGUACUUACCACCAAUAUUUACCUUUGUAGCUAGCUAUUUUUGGCUUCAUUGUGACUGGUUGUGGCUGCUUUCUUUCAAGAAGGGAUAAUCCUUGAUGUGUGUUUUUUCAGUUUUCCCAGGAUUCUGAAGUAUUUAAAUUUGCAGGUCCUUCCACGUGUAAAGUUGGAUUAAAAGGACUCAUUGAAUGUGUUGUGAGCCUGUUAGUUCCUGUGUAAUGUUUUUAUUAGGUAGAUCCAUGCAGAUUUGUUCAUUUGAUCUACAUUUGCCCAAACAAGCAGCACCUUUCAUCCCUAAAUUACUAAAGAUUCUGCAAAUCUUUCAUUUGCAAUAAUCAGAAAAACUGCAAAAUCUUGAAGGAGUGUGUUUGACGAGGAAUGGUUGAUACUAUAAUGCAAAUAAAUAAUCAACAAACUGUUGUAGAA
Messenger RNA from Gambusia affinis (western mosquitofish), 5382 nucleotides. Its product is annotated as polyhomeotic-like protein 1. The record is from RefSeq and is a predicted model, not a curated record. The transcript has 15 exons. Gene Ontology annotation, cellular component: PRC1 complex; nucleus. Gene Ontology annotation, molecular function: zinc ion binding; protein binding. NCBI's taxonomy places the organism in Eukaryota, Metazoa, Chordata, Actinopteri, Cyprinodontiformes, Poeciliidae. The coding region runs from base 288 to 3017 and encodes 909 amino acids.